AUGGCCGAUCCACUGCCAAAAUCACUCUCUACCUCUGCACAGAUUGUACAUAUUCUGGUAAUCGCGGGAGAUCAUGUUGAACCUGAGAUUAUGAAAGAGUCCCUUCGUGUGCUACGUACCGUCGAAGUCACAUCCCAAGGACGGUUGAAGUUCGAGCUCAACCACCAAUUUGCCGGAGGGUGCAGCAUCGAUGAAUACGGCACUCCCACAACGGAUGAGGUGCUCCAAAUGGCAAAAGAAGAGAGCGAUGCAGUUUUGCUUGGCAGCAUUGGCGGACCGGAAUGGGGCACGGCAUCUCCAAACCCCGAGCCUGGACUUCUACGCUUGCGCCAACAUCUCGAUGCCUUCGCCAACAUCCGUUUAUGUGUGUUCUACUCCCGUAGUCUGGUCCCAUUAUCACCACUGAAGCAAUCCGUUGUAGAGGGCACCAACUUUAUUCUUCUUCACGAAAAUACUGGUGGUGCUUGUUUCGGAACAAAGGUAGAGGGACCGGAGUUUGCAAGCGAUUCUUGGGCAUAUAGUCAGGGGAAUGGAGGUCCAGCCACGGUGUGGUCCAGUGACAAAGCAAAUGUCCUCGCAUCUGGCCGACUUUGGAGGAAGGUGAUGAGUGAAUUAUUUAACCAGGAGUUUUCUCACAUUGAGCUAAAGCAUCAAUUGGCAGACAGCCUAUCAAUGAUGAUGGUUAAAAAUCCGAAGACGCUCAACGGCAUAAGACACACGGAUGACACAUUUAGCGAUAUUUUUGCCAGUCUCUGUGGCGUUCCCGACGGCAAGACUCGCUGUAAUGGCAUCUAUGAACCCGUCCACGGCUCAGCUCCGGAUAUUUCAGGCAAAGGCAUCGUCAAUCCGGUGGCUAGAAUCCUCUCUACAGCAAUGAUGUUGCGAUACUCGUUCAAUCUCGACGCUGAAGCCGCGGCCAUCGAAGCCGCUGUCGAGAAGGUCUUAGAUGGGAAGGACGUUGGCGGAUUGAAAAUCCGCACCGGUGAUCUCGGCGGAGCGGCCACUACCAAAGAGUUUGACGAAGCUGUUUGCAGGAAGCUUAAUGUUAGAGCUUAA
Messenger RNA from Bipolaris victoriae FI3, 1056 nucleotides. RefSeq lists its product as hypothetical. Gene Ontology annotation, biological process: L-leucine biosynthetic process. Lineage: Eukaryota; Fungi; Ascomycota; Dothideomycetes; Pleosporales; Pleosporaceae. The record is from RefSeq and is a predicted model, not a curated record. The transcript has 5 exons. Gene Ontology annotation, cellular component: cytosol. Gene Ontology annotation, molecular function: 3-isopropylmalate dehydrogenase activity. The coding region runs from base 1 to 1056 and encodes 351 amino acids.